This is a messenger RNA of Stylonychia lemnae, 1548 nucleotides long. Lineage: Eukaryota; Ciliophora; Spirotrichea; Sporadotrichida; Oxytrichidae. The record is from the annotation of a GenBank genome assembly.
AUGGAAACCCAAUAGAACAACGGAGUACAUGUACAAAAUGGCGUGAAUGGUCAUCAUGAUGAUUCAAAUCCUAAAGUGAACGGAGUUCAUAACAGUGAAUACAUUGAAGCUGAUUUUACAGAGAGAUAUACUGUCUACAGUCAAGAUGAGUAAAAGUACGAAAACGUUUUGAAAUAACACAAGAUCACCACUGAGAAAAGAGUACCCAAGCUAGGAGUCAUGCUCGUUGGACUAGGUGGUAAUAACGGAUCCACUUUAGUAGCAGGAGUAUUGGCUAAUAAGCAAGGACUCUCAUGGGAGACUAAGAACGGAACAUAAUAGGCUAACUUCUUUGGGUCAUUUACAUAGAGCGCCACAGCUCAUGUAGGUUUCAAGAUUGAUGAGAAGUCUGGCUCUCUUGCUGACGUUCAUAAGCCUGUUAAGGAAAUAUUGCCUAUGGUGAAUCCAUGUGACUUUGAAAUAACUGGUUGGGACAUAUCAUAGAUGAAUCUUUAUGAGGCUGCUAGACGUUCAAAAGUUCUAGAACCUGAUCUUCUUAGACAACUUAAAGCACAGCUCGAAAAUAUAAAGCCACUUCCAGCUGCUCUUAAUCAGGAUUAUAUCGCAUCUAACCAAGCCGACAGAGCCGACAAUAUCCUAACCGGAACUAAUUAGGAAAUUGUUAAUAAAUUGAGAGAAGAUAUUUAAUAAAUGAAAAGAAGGACUGAUAAAGUUAUUAUAUUGUGGACAGCAAAUACCGAAUAAUAUUACCUUCCAGAAAUUGCAACUGUUGAUGAUCUAGCAGAUAAAAUCAAAAAUAAUGAUCCACUCCCAGCCUCAGUACUCUAUUGUAUUGCAGCUAUCGAGGAAUAAGUUAUCUAUCUUAAUGGUUCACCACAGAAUACCUUCCAUCCAGGUGUAGUUGAAUAUGCCAGACAAAAUGGAGGGCUUCUUGCUGGAAGUGAUUUCAAAUCAGGACAGACAAGAUUCAAGACCAUGAUGAGUGAUUUCCUAAUUGGCGCUGGCCUUAGACUUUCAUCAGUUGUCUCAUAUAAUCAUUUGGGUAAUAAUGAUGGAAAGAACCUUUCAGAGGACAAGUGUUUCUAAUCUAAAAAGAUUUCAAAGGGAGGAGUGUUAGAUGAUGCAAUCGCUUCUAAUAGUAUUCUCUACCCUGACGGUCAUGCUUCAAUUGAUCACGAAGUCGUAAUUAAGUAUGUGCCAUUCGUUGGUGACUCAAAGAGGGCACUUGAUGAAUACACUUCACAAAUCUUCAUGGGAGGUACUAACACCAUCUCAUCUUACAAUAUUUGUGAGGAUUCUUUAUUAGCCGUUCCAAUUAUGAUUGAUAUGUUGGUACUCGGAGAAUUAUUGACAAGAAUAAAGAUUGAUGGCAAUGGACUUGGCCCAGUACUAUCUUACUUGUCUUUCUUCUUCAAGGCACCCAUUACUAAUCACUCAGAAUAUGUUGUUAACAGUUUCUCCAGACAGAGACAUACACUUAUUAAUUUCCUAAAGGCAGCAGCUGGUAUUAGUCCAGAUGAUCAAACUCUAAUAGGAUUUGGAUACUGA